Molecule: messenger RNA, 1704 nt
Organism: Nannizzia gypsea CBS 118893
Lineage: Eukaryota; Fungi; Ascomycota; Eurotiomycetes; Onygenales; Arthrodermataceae
Product: atypical/RIO/RIO1 protein kinase
Exons: 1
Coding region: 1-1704 (567 amino acids)
Biological process (GO): maturation of SSU-rRNA
Cellular component (GO): cytosol; preribosome, small subunit precursor
Molecular function (GO): ATP binding; protein serine/threonine kinase activity
Source: RefSeq, a predicted model, not a curated record
AUGACGGGAGAUACCAAACUGGAGGGAACUCCCAAAAAAAAACUGGAGGAAAAGAUAGAUCAGCCAGCCGCCGAUAUUGACUCUACACACCCCGCCAACGAGUACGAUGUUGCUGAAGAGGAAGAGGAUGAUGAAUACUAUGAUGAUAUCUUUGACGAUGAGCUGGAUGAUGCUGAUUUUGGUGCUUCGAACCCAUCCGAUUUCACAAAAUCUUAUAACAGGCAAAGAAAGCUAAACGAGGUUGCUGCUGAUGCGAAUGCCCCCCUCUCCUCAUACCCAAAGAGCAACCCCCAAAAGCCGAGCGUCAAUACAUUCGCGAAGGUCGACGAUCAGAUAUCGACCCUAUCUCGACAUGCCGGGAAGAUUAGACUCGAUGAUGCCCAAUCUGGCUUAAAGUCGAAGGGUGGAAGGGGGGCAGAUAAGAGUGACAGAGCUACAUCUGAACAAGUGUUGGACCCCCGCACUCGCAUGAUACUGCUUCAGAUGAUCAAUAGGAAUAUCGUCUCAGAAGUGAACGGCUGUUUAUCCACGGGAAAAGAAGCAAAUGUUUACCAUGCGAUCUCCCAACCCGACGACGAAAGCCCAGAUCUUCACCGAGCUAUCAAGGUAUACAAGACCAGCAUCUUAGUCUUCAAGGACAGAGACAAGUAUGUCACCGGCGAAUACAGAUUUAAGCAGGGGUAUAAUAAGUCCAAUAACCGAUCGAUGGUGAAAGUGUGGGCAGAAAAGGAGAUGCGAAACCUCAAACGCUUAUACUCUGCUGGCAUUCCUUGCCCUGAACCAUUGUACCUUCGACUUCACGUUCUUGUGAUGGGCUUCCUUGGAAACUCUAAAGGAAUACCAGCUCCCCGGCUGAAAGAUGUACAACUCCAGGAUGAGGAUCUGGAUGCCCGGUGGAAAUCUCUAUAUAUGGAGCUAGCUUCUCAUAUGCGUACCCUGUACCAGGACUGCCGCCUUGUCCACGCCGAUCUGAGCGAGUAUAACAUCCUAUACCACAACCACAAACUCUACAUCAUUGAUGUCAGUCAGAGCGUCGAACAAGACCACCCCAGGAGUUUAGAGUUCUUGCGUAUGGACAUUAAGAACGUUAGUGACUUCUUCCGCCGCAAGGGUGUCGAUACACUCCCCGAACGGACAUUAUUCGAAUUCAUCACUUCGGUCGAUGGCCCUCAUGCUGUCUCUGGCGACCUGAGCCCAAUGGUUGCAGUGCUUGAGAAGUUGUUUGUUGCCAGAGCUGAGCGCCAGGAGGAAAGCGGCGAGCACGCCGAAGGUGAAGGGAACGAUGAACUAGACACUGCUGUUUUCCGACAACAAUAUAUCCCUCAGACCCUAGAACAGGUUUACGAUAUAGAGCGAGACGUUGAGAAGCUCCGAACCGGGAAGGGUGAUGAACUGGUUUAUCGCGAGCUUCUAGCUUCGGGCGCAGACCCAACCAAAUCGGCAGCUAAGAAUGAGGAUGAAGAUAUCGGAGAAGACUCUGAUGUUUCUGGGGGUGUAUCUUUGUCUGAUAACGGUUCCCAGUCUGGUGAUGCCGAUGAGGUAGACCCAUUCGCAAAGAAACCACCACGAGGCAAACGGUUCGAGGAUAAAGACACUAAACGAGACCAUAAAAAACAAGUCAAGGAAGAGAAGCGAGAGCAGCGGUCAAAGAAAAUACCGAAACAUGUCAAAAAGAGACUUGUCAAUGCAUCAAAACGCAAGUGA